This is a messenger RNA of Cladocopium goreaui, 801 nucleotides long. NCBI's taxonomy places the organism in Eukaryota, Dinophyceae, Suessiales, Symbiodiniaceae. The record is from the annotation of a GenBank genome assembly.
AUGUACUUCCCUAUGCGUCCAAUGCGUCCUGUUCUCCAGCCAGUGGCGCCGGUCAAAGUAACUGCAAGGAUGGAGAUCGAUGGUGAAAUUCAUGAGGUUCGCUAUGGGCCAGGAGAGGACUUUGAAUCCCCAAGUGAUUUCUUCCCACCUUGCAAGGCCACGCUGAGACUUCCGUGCCAAGCCAUGUUGAAUCUCGUACAGUCUUCAGGGCUCCUGGAAGAGUUGCCAUUGGAUGCCACAAAGACUCUUCAUGUGGCACUGCCGUUUUGUGGCAGUAUGCAAGAGCUACUUGUGCUUACGGAUUUCUUCUCCAGACAAGUCUUAGGACACCGCGUCAACAAGAUCGCGAUCUUGGGUUCCGAUUUGUAUGACUGGAAUUUGAAAGGUGGCUACUGGAAACAGAAGGAAUUGCACAUCCGCAGGCGACAGCCUGGUAUCGAUGUGAGAUUUUGUCAGUUGGACUUGGCAACGUUUCAACAUCCUCCUGCUUCUUUGAUGUUUGCCAUUCACCCAGAGUGCACAGUUCAAGUUGAUCUGUGGAGGAAGAUUCUGUCCAACAUCAUCUCCGCAUGCGUAGGCCUUUGCGUUGUUGUAACCUUUUCCGAAGAUGAGGCGAAGGUGGUUUCUGGCGUUGGCCAAGCUCUCCACCGGCGCUGUCAAGUGCAUCAAAACCCAUACUACCAGAACUCCACGAACAGUUCUGCAGGGUCUGCAGGUUCUGCAGGCCCUGCAGGUGCACCACUUCCUCCUUUCAUGAAGUUCAUCGUCCUGCUGAGCACACAGACGCCUCCAGGCGGAUGA